Sycon ciliatum is the source of this 2607-nucleotide messenger RNA. RefSeq names its product heat shock factor protein-like. The record is from RefSeq and is a predicted model, not a curated record. Gene Ontology annotation, biological process: regulation of DNA-templated transcription. Lineage: Eukaryota; Metazoa; Porifera; Calcarea; Leucosolenida; Sycettidae. The transcript has 11 exons. Gene Ontology annotation, molecular function: sequence-specific DNA binding; DNA-binding transcription factor activity. The coding region runs from base 281 to 1843 and encodes 520 amino acids.
UUUGUCUUGCUGAAACAAAGUACAAGUGGAAGGUCUCAAAGAUUGUGAACUUUUCGCCAUAAUGGUGUGAGCCUACAUGACUAGUAGUGUGAAAGUUGAGGUACUUUACUAUUUUCAUGCAGAAGGAAAUUAUAAGCGUUAUCGAUUACAGCUUUACUACCGAACGUACUUGUCACUACAUUGCUCAGAAAAUUGUUUUUGGUGAGUCGAAACGAUCACGAAGUAAAUGCUUGUGAAGUAAAAGCUGUGAUCAUCCUCGACAUCCUGUAGUGUCCUCAGCAUGGCGGAGGAGGUAUUGGGUGAAAGCGCACCGCAGUCAGAGACUCGAGACUUGAGUGAAGUCAACGCCUUACAACGAGAGCCAGUUCCUGCUUUUCUUCAGAAACUGUGGGCUAUGGUCAGCGACCCUGAGACGAAUAACGUCAUUUGCUGGGCUGAGGAUGGCAAGUCGUUCAUUGUCAAAAAUCCAGAUCUUCUCUCGCAGGAGAUCUUGCCAAAGUACUUCAAGCAUCGUAACUUCUCCAGCUUUGUACGACAACUGAACUUGUACAACUUCAUUCGGAGCAGUGGCCUGGGCACGAAUGCCAUCGUCGCCAGCGGAUAUGUAGUCUUUGGGCACUCUUUGUUUUGCAAAGGCCACCCUAAUCUUCUUCGCAAGAUCAAGAGAAAGACUGCUGCUUCGGCGGUGAAGACGAGCCCACAGCCUGUUCCUGUUGCUGUUCCUGUUGCUCCGCCAGUCAAGGCUGGUGGGAGUGACGACUUCUCUCAAGCGGUGACCGGCUCACUUGAGAAGCUGCAGAAACAGCAAGAGCAGAUCAUGGUCACCUUGCAGGAAAUGAACCGAGAUAACCGUGGCCUGUGGACGGAGAUGAUUAGUCUCCGGCGCUCCGUAGAGCGUCACGAGACGAUUAUCGCAAAGCUGGUGAAAUUCAUCGAACGCCUAUUCAAGAGCCGGACACUGCCGCCUGCGCAGAAACGAAAACGAUUCUCGUUUGAGUCCCAGGACGCGCUAGAGGCUCCAUCAAAGCGGCCGCCACCAGCAAAUCAGGACUCUACAACGGAGCUCUUGGAUGAUCUGGUGACCACCUUCAACAGCCACCGGCAGAACCUGAGCAAUGCCACUACUCUGGAUUGCCCCAUUCCGAUCACUGCGCAACUGCCCGAGCGUUUUCGAGUCGACGAGCCUCGUGGCCUGGAUCUGGUGACCUAUACUGGUACUGGUGGUCGACUGUCGCCCAGCAAUUCUGCAGCGCGUGUGUCCGCUGGAGCGGCCAGCACUGCGGCCAGCAACAUGUCGGAGGUUGUGCCGAUUGCCUCUGCGAGUAGUGCCACACCCAGCGGUCUCGUCACAGGCAUUCCCGACACGCGUGCCCUAAAAGCGCCGCAUCCAUCGCAACUGUCCGCUUCACAGCUUCCUUCUUUGGCGGACACAAGCUUCAGCGCAGAUGCACUAGUGGCGAGUAAAGCAAAUACAUCUGCGCUCACGCAACCAUCUGAGCCUCAAAUCACGUUCCUGUCGCCAAGUCAUCCGGACUUUCUGGAUGGAGUUCACGAGCAGCAAGUAUUGGAUUCGGGCGGGCCUAGCUUGUCCCCAAGUUGGGGACUGAAUUUCGACAAAGAUACACUGCAGGAGAACAUCUCGAGCGUCAAUCAAGGCUUAGACACCCUGCUGCAGCAGCUCACCGCGCAAGGCGUACCGCCAGAAACGAUCGACCAAUUGUUCAGUGACUCUAGCCUAGACACCAACCUCGAUUUCAACAUACCACUGGAUGAUCCAUUUGGGAAGAACUACUUUGACAACGACGACACAGCCAGUUCCUCGCCAGGAUCAGCCCAUGGCUAGCACGCAUACCCCGUACGAUUGCUGCAAUCCGUUCCAAUAUCAAUGCCCCACCCAGCUGUUGCAUGCGUUUACAUCAAGAGCAGCUAGAACACAAAGACGACGGGCAGUGAGUUUGCGGCCAACGCCCGGGUACGUUGGACUCCGCGUUGUGAGCGUGUGUUGCCAUGGUAACAGCAGACCUGUCACAACUCAGCAUGAAAUAACCGCAUACAACUCUAGCAAAAAGAACUGUUCCUGCCCCUCUUGUCACAGGUUGAAUCAGCCUCUCAGUUUUAAAAACUCCUUUUUAGACGGACACAGAGAGAGAACAAGGCUCUUGCGUCGUGUCGGGACGUAGUCACCAUGUCUCCAUGCUGUGUUGUGUAGUUGGUAGAUCGUAAUUGACACGAACACAAGCAGGGUAGAAGAUGUUUUCUACCGGGCAAACAGCCUUCAAUGUACAUAGUUAGAGCUGCCCGUAUGAAUCGAUCUUGAUUGAUGGUGCAUGCAUGCUGCUUGAUGUGGGAUCGUAUAACCCAGAGUCUUUGACGCUUCGAUCUUUAAGUUCUUUUUCUUUUCUUUUUAUUAUCAUAUCAGACAGUCGUAUUAUAAACUGGCAUACGCGUGCUACUUGUACUUUUAGUCUCGUUUUGUUAUGUUGUUUAGUCUUAAACUUUGGUUCUCUUUGUGGCAGUACUUUCUUAUUCUUUGUUUCUAGCUGGUCCUCUAGUCUUGUUCAUUGUUCCUGAUCACUGAUAUAACCAAACACCUAGCCAGUCACUUCA